AUGCAUAGCUACUCCAAAAUUGGCGGUUCCUCCGACUUUGCCGCCCGCUACCCAACACGCAUCUUGGUCGGCUAUUGGCUCUACUCAUCGGAGCCCGAACCAGACCAACACGCUGUCUACGGCAUCCUCAGCCGCGAUGGCAAGCUGCGCUUCAAGCUCGUUUCAGAGAACCGUGAGGGCAACAUCAUUCGCGGAAAUUAUCCACCUCCCUCAGAGACAUGGCUUAUCCAUGAGGAGAUUGUCCUGCUCCCCCAUCUUGUCAACCUGAACCGCCUUGGUAUGAAGGAAUACUGCCGCGAGCGGGGUAGGCAGGUCACAGCUGGCGAGGACGCCGCCAGUGUCGAGGCCAACGUGAAGAAGGCCGUCGAGUACGCCGAGCGCAUCUCAACCACCGGCGAGGGCCAGCGUCCCCGCAAUCUUCGCUGGGAGCGCGAAAAGUGCGCCGACCGCCAGCGCGCCAUCCGGAAGAUUGGCACCGCCAGCGCCCAGGCCAAAGCUAUGCACGAACAGGCCCAUGGCAUCAAGGCCGCCUCCCCGCCCUCAGACCUCGACCUCUCUCGCCCGGUUCAAAAGCCGCCUUCGCACCAUCGCACAUCGUCUGCCGCGUCCAAGAAGAGGCGUUCUGCCUCGCCGCUUCCUGACGAGCCCAGCCCCGCCGACAGAGACCCGUACAAGCCGCCAUCGCCCAGGCUCCGUGGCCACCGUUUGCCCAAUGACCGGCCCACGUCGUCAUCCUUUCGGCCAGCCAACAUCAAGGUUGACGACGACACGGACCGCCUGCCACCUCUCAAGGCCUUUUGCGCGACCAACGGCCUCGACGAAAAGGAGCGCUUGCCGCCCCUGCACGCUACCCUCGCUGGCGAGGUCAUGGACCUGGACGACAAGGAGCGGCUGCCCCCCAUCCAAAGCAUCGCCCCCAGGCCGACGCGGCAGCCUCUACCCCAGAACCCAUAUGGUUCGCCUCCUGCGCCGCGUAAGGCUCUCCCGACGUCGGCGGCCCACAGGAAGAGCACUUCGACCGACGAUAGGACAAUUGUGGCUGCCAGCCCGCCGACGGGCGACGAGGAGGACGAGGAGGACGAGCCGAGAUCGACCGUAUUUAACGGUGUCACCUACGUGCGCAGGACAACUGGCUCCUUCCGGGGGAAGCUCGUCUCGCCCGGCAAGAUUAUUACGAUUGAGGGACAGGAUUAUGUUGAGUACUGCGUGUUGGCGAAGCUGUCUUUUGUAUAA
Messenger RNA from Cordyceps fumosorosea ARSEF 2679, 1233 nucleotides. RefSeq lists its product as hypothetical. The record is from RefSeq and is a predicted model, not a curated record. The transcript has a single exon. Bases 1 to 1233 code for a protein of 410 amino acids. NCBI's taxonomy places the organism in Eukaryota, Fungi, Ascomycota, Sordariomycetes, Hypocreales, Cordycipitaceae.